This is a messenger RNA of Porites lobata, 16807 nucleotides long. The record is from the annotation of a GenBank genome assembly. NCBI's taxonomy places the organism in Eukaryota, Metazoa, Cnidaria, Anthozoa, Scleractinia, Poritidae.
AUGUGAUCAGUGAGGUCAACAUCAGCUGCGAAAGGUAAGCAGAUUGCUUUGUUAAUAAGGCAUUUUCUUGUAGAAAAAAGGUCGCUGCUGGCGAGAAAAUUAUUAUUUUUGUUUGAUGUUCCCAAGACAAGUUUUAUCACUACUUUAGGCACUGCUGUCUGCCGCCAUGCUCGCAAAACUACUACUAGUAUUAAACUUAAGGCUUCUAUUGUGGGUAACAGGGUGGUCACAACGUCCCGCUUCCCGCCCGUACCCCGUUCUCCCCCGCCUCCCGUUUUUUGUCCGUUUGUCUCCCGACUCUCGCCCUUUAUUGUGUUUUUGCCGUUAUCAUGUAAAUUUAAAAGAUCAGAAGCCCCGGUUUAGAGUUAUAGCUGUGGGGUAAUUUGCCAAAUAUGAAAAUUGUUACAGGUGAGUUUUCUUAGUUAAACUGAGUUUUCACGAACCAGGUUAUCUAGGUUUGACCAUCUCUUCUGACAUCCCUCUACAACGACAAUGGUCUCAGUCCACUGUGCAGUGUAAAAGCUAUCGCAGUUAUAAAAAAUGUGUCCAGGUUGUGCAAUGUUAAUCAUUAACUGAAUUGUCUGUAUUCAUAGCUUCACGAGUAGCAACCAUGCUACUGAUAUUCCUCUCGCAAAAUCAUAUUCAUUCAAAAGUUGAUAAAUUUGGUGAUGCCUUUGCUUGAGAGAAUUUAAGUACAUGUACUACUAUUGUCAUUUAGCGACUGUGAAAAAUGUAAAAUUACAGUGCGUUGUAUGGGAAAUCACACCUACCGUACAGUUCGUAAUCUUUUGCUGUAAUUACUUUGUUGUCUAUGAAAUCCAACCUUACAGCUGCUCCCUAUGCUGUUUAACUCCCUAUUCUAAUAGGGAGUGCUUUGGCCUUGUCCAAAAAUAAAAAAAAGGGUUGUAAAUUGAACCACUCCACGCUCUCCAGUGCGAUCAUUGAUUAGUGGCAACCCUUCAACCCAAGUUUACACCACGCAGCAAAAUCUUCAGUGUUUUGUGAUCUACAGUUGUAUGGAAUGAGCUCGUAGGAAGGUCUUCCAUGGAUGGAUUUUUCCCCACCACACCGAAAAAUACUGAGAUCGAUCAAAAUGGUCUUUGAUGACAUUUGACAUUUGACCUGAGACUCACUUUGUCAUUCUUGCGGAGAAUUUUGACAGCUGGCGAGACAGACAAGAGACACUGACACGACUGACACAGUCGACACACCUGUACAUGUGUCAUACCGUCUCAUUCAUGACCUGUUAUGUAAGCGGCUUGGAUCAAAGGUUUCCAACUUCAUCCGAAGUUACAAAUGCUGUUUUUUUUUGUUGUUGUUGCGAGUACAAAUUUUCGUGUUUGACUUUUCUCUCAUAUAAACUUUUGCUUUAAGCCUUGUAGAAGGUUAAAUGGAAGUCAAAAAACAUUGUUGGGUUUGUUUCUUUGACUGGAUGAUAAGCAGUAUCAAAUGAUGAAAGCUUGCCUCUUUGAAUUUCUCUCCUGCUUUCCGCCCUUUCUUCUACCGUCUCCCGUAACCCCUCCUGCCCCCUAUUCUCCUAGGCUCCCGCCCCCCUGUUCCCCCCCUCUACUAUAUAUCUCUUUCAGUCAAAUCGUAACCCGUGGAGUCAAAUUUAAGUGAAUCAAACAGGCAAGAGGUGAAGAAGUAAUUCCAGGGAUCACUUGUGUUAUUUGAGGAUGAAUCUGAAGUAUUAAAAACUAACUGGUUAUGUGAAACGGUUUUAAGUGCAUGAUAUUUUAUUUGAUUUUUUCACUUUUGUAGACCAGCUACCAAGAUUCUGAAGAUGUCCACCUGACAACACAAGAUUAAAAUUAUGCUCUUGAAAGUAAGUUUAUUUUCACUUUGACCGCUGUUAUUAGUGUGCAGAUGUCUGAUAUAUCUCUGAACCAGAUAAUAGUUUACGAGUGUUUGACUUACAAACCUGGAGGAACUUCACUGUUGAGACUGCCAGAUAUAAUGGCUCAGUCAAUUCCAAGCAUGCCCAUCGCCCCUGGCAUUUGUCAUUUUUUUUGGAAAAGCUGCAAAUGCCCCACGGUGGGGCUGGGCCUUCAUACAAAAACCUAUGGUGGGACUUAAAAUAGGGUGCAGAUGCCCCACCCCGGGACAACACCAGAAUUGCAUUUUCCAGUAAAUAAGCUCCAAAUACCAUAUUUAUGGGAAAUCUGGAACCGUUGAAUUGUCACAUUGAUCGUACAAUACACAAAGUUUGUGUUAUGCUUUCAAAUAAUAUCACAGAGUUUUUCUAGGCCCUUCUGCCUUAGCCUGCCAGCAGGCUCACUUGUGCGAGUUUGGGGAAAAUUUUCAGCAGCGGACCCACCAAUGAGCUGAGAGAAAGUGAGCCUGCACGCGAGCCAUUGAGUUUUGAAUACCCCACGUUCACUGACAAACGCAGCGAUCUAAUUGUUUAAAAGUGGUAAGCGUCUACGGGCAACAUAAUUAUGACAAAAACCAUGGACACACGGCUCUAACAUUCACACAUCAUAAUGAUAAAAAGCUACGGUAGGCCUGCACUACUUUCCUCAAAUGCCACUUAGUUUGCAAUGGGUAGAUUAUUAUGCGCUGGAGAAUUCUUGAUUUGGACUAAGCAAAUUCAGUAGCCUAUUAUUGUCACUUUUUGUCUCACACUGCAUCAUUCACGCAAUGCAAGGUCACGUUUAAAAGCUCGCCUGUUUCUAUUGGGCAUAAUGCUGUAGGGGGAUUCUUAAUUUUUACAGAGCAAAUGUUAUUUUUGCCGCUUGUCGAAAUGAACGUGUUCUGCUUCACGCAAUUUGAUUUCUUUGGUGUUGUUUCUGACCAGAUUUGACCUCUGAUGCAGUUUAGCACAACAUCUGCACGUGCAACUUCCUGUCAAAUUGUUUACAUUAAUUGCUGCUCCUAUUGGAUAUUAUCUUGACACCUUGAAAGGGCGUAAUUCAAAAAGAAAUAAUAGUGGUGUAACGAUUAAUCGAAUUCUCAGUUAAUUGUGAUUAUGACCGUUAAGUUCAAUUCAUGAUUCUUUACUUCCACGUUUCGAUUUUGAUUUGAUUUUUGCAUACCUUUUCCAGGGUGCUCUCAGUGAGUUAUGAUAUUGUAAAAUCAGAAUCCAGAACUCUUUAAAAUCUGCGUUUUUGAUUGAUGAGCAAAGACGAUUGCAGUUUGUGUGCCAUUUUGCAUUGCCUGGAAAAAUGCUGUCCUUUGACAACCACUUGAUAAUUUCCAAAUAAGGCAAACCAGGUGCAAAACUGAGGUUCUCAAACAUGACGCAAAUACGACCAUUAGCGGCUGUGAAUCCCCCUGUACGUUGUCCCUAAAUACUAUUCUCAAAUUGAGGGUUUUUGGACCCAUGUUGUUUAUAAUACGCAUUAUGUUAUAAGAAUUAAGAACCGUUACAAAAUCAAAUCGAAAUAAUCGAAAUCGAUUAGGCAAUAAUCAAAAUCGAAUCAAAUCGCAAGGAAUAUGAAUAUUGUUACACCCCUAAUCAAUAGCCCACCUGCAAGCUCACUUUUCCUCGCGCUGGCAAAAUAAUUUUCGCUGACUUUGCUCAUUUGUGAGGCCUUCUAGGGGACUAUUUCUGCCUCGACAAAUUCACGUGCAAAGGAAGUGUCUUUCCCUUUAAACUCUUGAAAUGAUAUAUUGAUUGUUUUCCUCCAUGUGCGAGCUGAUCAUGAUGGUGGGAGGCAAUUUCUAAGUUAAAAAACGCGGCUGCAAAAAAUACUGAGGGGUAGGGAAGUGAUAGAGCAAAAACUGUGCAUAAUUUUUUAAAGCAUAGACAUUAAAAAUAUUGUUUAUAAAGCUAUCUAAAUUGCCUAAUUUCAUACCACAUGGGGGCCUGUCAUAGCACUACUGGAUUUUCCUGGACUAAUAUUUAAAAGUCCAUCAGUUUCAAAAUUGUGGAUGGUCAGAGUAAAGAAUCCAAAGAAAGCAUGUCAUUUUCAAAGAAAUAUUGAUCAAUAUUCCCUCAGAGAGUCAGCCUAAACUUAGCAAGGAAGGCUGAUUAGUAUUUCUGCAAGGCCCUGAAGCUAAACUUAUUCCAGUUCAGCGAGAAGAAAGAGCUUGUCCUAUCAGUCCUUAAAUAUGUGAUGACUAAAGCCACUCUGCAGCUGCACUUAGCAACUGCAAUUUAUUGUUUGAUGAAAAGGUCACUCGAAUCCAAGAGAUUAUAAAUUUUCUACAGCACAGGAUCCUCUGCUUAAUUCCACCGGCAUCUGUAAAGUUACAAGAGAGGAUCAUUGGCAAGAACACAGAUGUAAUCGUGUACGUACCAAUUAUCGUAAACCUAGGCAAGUAUGCUGAAGGAAAUUAAAAGGGCAGUGCAGAAGGGCUAAAAUUAGCUGGAUUAUUCCUGUCGACAAGAGAGUAUUAUGUCCGUGAAAGCUACUGAGUGUAGUGAACUUUCUGGUGUUAUGUUAAAGCCAGUGUUUUUAAAUUCCUUGUUAGCCACUGCAGCGCUAUUUGACAUUUUACCACUGAAUAUAUACCUGUCUUGAGGAGUGUCUAAAUUACUGGAAUUACAAUUAAUGUUGGAAGGUUACAGAAUCACAUUGCCCGGCCUCACAAAGAAACUAUAUAAACAAUUUAUGAUCCUGCAAAAAAAUUGUUUUGUUUAUUAUAACAUAUUGCUCAAUGCGUGAUGUUUGGUCACAGGAAAACUAACUUGCAAUGUCCCCAACAAAAUUAACGUACGACAUUAGUAGAUAAGCUUUGUUUCUGUUGAACACUCGAUCUGUAUCAUGAUGACGUAAUGUUUUGUGAGUUAACCUGCACUUAACUCCCUAUAAUCUGAAUUAAUUUAUGUUUGAUGGCAACACAGUACAGUGGUGAUCCAUUAAUUGUACAAAUAAAACUGGCCGUGAAAAAUGAAAGGAUUGGAAAGAUUACCUUUUCCCAUUUUAUUGAAGAUCUUAUUUUUAGAAGGGAAAAGGUCAUAAUUUCAACUAAAAAAUAUAAUCAACAUGCACAGAGAGUAAUGAAGAGUAUAAUUUUUUUUGAGGUAUAAUGUGGUUUGCAGUUCUUAUAUUUUCACUUGCUGUUUCCCUUAUUGUUUUAUGUUUGGCAAUAAAUGGCAUGGGUCUCUUAACUCCUUAAUGUACUUCCUGCCUGCCUGUUUUCGUACCGAUACUCGAUUUUGUAUACAAGAUAUAAAAAUAGGGCGGGGACUCAAUCAAUGAAAUCAUAUUCAGUCUGCACUAUAAUGCUGAAUCUUUUCUUGAAUUGUCUCACUUGUUUCAUAUCUGCCCUUGCUCUGAUCUGAGUGUGUAGGUUUCAUAGGUACUCAAGCUUUAUUUGUGAUGGCUUUUGAUUUCCGGGGGUUCUUUUCACAUACCAUUUCUGCAGCCAGCUGCAUGAUCAGGAUAUGAUAGAACUGAACCAAAAGAGCUAUUGUGUGGCAACCCAAUCUAUUCUUACUGACUGGAUUAAGCUACAAUUAAUACACCUUACUGGACGAGAAAAGCCUGAUCUCUAAAAAAACUUAAGUAUACUUGCUUAUCUAUGUUCGGUGAGAACUGCUUCCAGUCUUUCGGAUUUCUAUGAAAGUCCGUACGCAGCGACAAAAAUAUAGUUAGCCAGGGUUCGAAAUUAACGGUUGUCCGGUUGUCCCGGACAACCAAAAUUACGAUGGGGCAACCAAAUUGUGCUAAGUGGUUGCCCCUUGGGCAACCCAAUCUGUCGUGGCACUAGUCCUUAAUGAGGACUUGAUAGAUUUGAAUAAAUAUAACAGCUUGUUGUCUUUGGAGAGUAAGCGAUACCUAAACUAAGUUAGUGGAAAGAAAAGGAAAAACGCGGAAGAAAUACUAAAGUAUCACGUACACUACCGUUGGAAACCGAAGUUCGUUUUUGCACAACAUUCUUAUUUGAAUGAGCCUGUUGUGCUUUAAUCAGCGGUUGGUACCAGUAAACACAGUUCAUGAUGCACUAGUGAGAUCCGCUCCGUGAUGCCGCCAUGUUUGUUUCGACGAUGGCAAUUUACCAUUCAUCUUAUUAUUAUCAUCUUAGUUAACAUGAGCCUCUGCCGCUACUUCGGCCGUGAGAAAGUGAAGGCCGUUGGCGAUAACAACAAUUUGGAAGCCACGAAGAAAGAUGAUGAUCAAAGCAAUUAAUGCUACGGGUGUCGCAAAAUCUACAGCAGAAUUAGGCGAGGCGCAAGAAAGUUCAAGAAAAAGGUGUCGUACAUUUCAAGAGUCGUGGAAGACUAGAAGACUCUGGCUGAAAUUUGACGAGAAAGAAAACGCUAUGUUUUGCAGUUAUUGCAGACAGUUUUCGAAAGAUAAAUCUGCCUUUGGGAGCGAAAAAACGACGAGACACAGGCUGGUCAAAACGUUUUAUUAAGAUACUCUUGAAUACAGUUCACUGUAUUUGUAUUUCAUUUUCUUGUUCAAAUUAAUAAAAGCCACUGUUUAGCUAUACUACCUGUAUAAGUUUCUUGGCUUGAACUGGGGCAAGAGCUUGGACAACCAAAAUAUUCUAUGGGCAACCAAACCAAGUCUUGUGGUUGCCCCAGGGGCAACUGGACAUAAAAGUAAAUUUCGAACCCUGUUAGCCUUAUGACCUUACGAUGUUGCCCUAUUCUCUUUGGCGUAUUUUGCUUUUUGGUAGUCUUUAUUUUACGGUUUGUAAUAACAGGUACACCCAAUUCCUUGUCAUUCCCAACUAUUUCAUCGGAUCCAGCGCUGUGGUAAAUAAGCUAAAAUCGACGGUUCUUAAUGUUCAAAUUUUCGUCGAACAGUUCAGGAAUCCUUCCGUGACUUCCAACUGGAGCAGUCUCCCAACUGAGAUCUUUCUUUUUUUGAAGUUUUUAAUCAAAGUUCUUUAUACUAGCUAGUAAAGUGACUGUUCUUUGCUGUAUAAUAGUAAGUUCCUGGAGUAAUCUGCAAGUGGCCGUAACUGUUUCAACUGCAUGCAAUGACCUUUGCUUUACUGCCAAGUUAUUAUAAAUUAUUUUGGAAGUCAUUUUGAAUCCAGAAUUGAAAAAGACUGGGAAAAUCCGGUAGUGCCAGGUCCCCGCACAGUAUGAAAUUAGGCAAUAGCUGGUAUAUUUUUUAAUGAAGUAUUGAAAAAGGAAUGGCGUUAACCGCUUCUAGAAGAAUUGACAAAUGCUCCACCCCCGGGCAGAGGUUUUCUGACAAAUCCCCAUCACUGAGACCUACAAGAUGACAAAUGCCCAACGAAUGCCAUCCCCCCCUCCUCAGCUAAGGGAGGGGUGGAAUUGGGGGAAAUGGGCCACUUAAUGGAAUUGGCUGAGCCAUAAGCUUAAUGAAAUUAAAGUUUCAAUUGAUAAUUUUGGCUUGAAAAUAAGGGUAUUAUCUCAUAAUUUGAUGUCAUCUUUACAAUUUUUUAUUUCAGGAUUUAUGUCAGUCAAAUAAUUAUUAAUACAUACCGUAAGUUGUACGGUGUGAAGCUAUCAAUGAAGAAGGUAAUUCAGCUGAGUUUAUUGUUCUAAGUUGAUUGCAGUAAAAAAACCUAACUCCCAUCAUUAGAAAAACAAGAUUACAGUAGAGAAACUUGUUAUUACUUACCCUCAGAGUUAACAACUUAUUGGAAACUUGCAGAGCUAUUUGAGAGGCAUGUUUGACCUCUUCGAGCACUGUGUUUACAGUGCAGCCACACAAACUGAGGUCACCCAGACAAAAUUUUGAAACAAAAAAUUUUGACAUUAGCUGAUCACAAGUCGAGAUCUAAACAAUGAAAUUGCACUUACUUGUACUCAGAGCCAGCUCAAAAUACAUUGCAAACCAUUAUUUUUUCCAAAUGAAAUAAAUGAGGAAUCAUGAUGUUUGUAUUAAUCAAGCUGUGUGCCAUUGCCAUGAAAUAAGCAGCCAUCACCUUUAGUUGGGAUUGCUCAAACUUUCUUUAUUGCUGGCCUUGAUUUCGGCCAACCCAGACGUUGUCAAAACAUUUUUAAUAGAAUUAUGCAGAAUUUCAUUGUUUAGAUCUCUACUUGUGACUGGGUAAAAUUUGUCUCAAAAUUGUUCCUAGGUUGUGGCCAGUUGGUUUGCAUGGUUACAUUGUAAUGUGUAAUAUAUGUGAACACCUUAAUCUUGUACCUGUAGGUAGACACCUUUCCUGGUCACAGUGGUAUACACUUAUAAUAGCGAGAGGUUUGACUCUACAUAAAUUAAGCUGCAACAAUAAUUUUUUCAACAAUUUAAGUUUUGUUAUUAGUUACUCAAGUUUUACAAAUGUGCUGAUCGUUAUAAAUUAAUAAUUAUCAUAUUUUACACACUUUCAUAGGGAAAUCUUUAACUGAGACUCAAUGGCGCAGCAUCAAGACCUUAAAAGAAAAGGAGGUGCUGAUCCUGAUCAUCAGAUGUCAAGAAAUCACACCCCUCCUCCUCUAAGUAUUGAAGUGCCUAAAAUGAGAGAUCUUCCAAACAUGUCAAACCCUUGGAGUGAUGUCCAGCUUCCUGUUGACAUUCUUCUGUUGACAGUGAAAGACUGCGAGUUUUUAGCUUGUUAUACUUUCCUGAAAAACUCUUUUAAAAGUUUUCACGAGACUCUGGGAUACGUGUACUUUGGGACCAUGGGUGGAAGUGGAGAAGAGGCACUAAAAGUUGCUUUAAUGAGAUGUCAUGAAGGCUGUUCUGCUCCAGGUGGCUCUCUAGUCACUGUUAUGAAUGCAGUGCGGGAACUGAGACCCAAGGCUGCUUUCUUGGUCGGCUUUUGCAUGGGAUUAAACCCACAAGCCACCAAACUAGGAGAUGUAGUGUUAUCCUCCAAACUUUUAACUGAAGAAAUCACAGCUCCGGUGAAAAGAAAUAUCGGCAACCUUAACUUGUUUGCAAGUGAAGGCUGGAAACCACCAUUACAAAAUCCAGUAGGUGAAGAAACUGAAGUACCUGAGGUACACCGUGACAGUGGCAUAUUAUGUGGCAGUCAGUUAUUCAUCACCAAACAAUGCUGUAUGUCUCAAUCUCACGUUAUUGCAGUUGAAAGGGAAGGGGAAGGUAAGAUUAUAUGCAUAUAUAUUACUAUUAUAACAAUUUGUAGCAAUUAGAUUUGAGGUCUGGAACUCUAAAUUGUCCCUCGGCAACAGCUUGUAACAUAUUAUUGUGCAGGGAACAUUAAAUUAUUAAGCCGAAAAGAUUAUCAGUUUUAGUCACUACACUUCAGAGAAAUAUUUUGAGCUAAAAAUCAGCUCUUCUAGAUUCUUGUUCACAGUGGAUUGAAUAAGGGUCAUUUUCAUAUUGUAUGAUCUGUUUUUUCUUUCCACUUACAGGACUGUUUGCUGCAGCCCAUGAUAUGAACAUCGAAUGGGUGAUUGUUAAAGGGAUAUCACAUUUUUCUGAUGAUAGCAACACUCCUGACAAGUCCUGGAAGUCAUUUGCUUCUAUCAUGGCAGCUUCUGUUGUGUCCAACAUGUUAAAUGAUACUGUUGUUUUUAAAAAAUGGCCUCACUACGAAGGUAUGUCACAUCCCAACCUUUUCUGAUUAUUACAGGGUGUCCCAAAAGUUCGCUAUAAGCUACUUUACAAGUAUGUCUUUCAGUACAAUUGGACUCGGUAAGCAUUCAUUUAAAGAAAAGUAAUGUGUCUUUCAAUCUAAUUCACUAUUCUCGUAUUUGCUGUGCCAUCUUUUGACUCGAAUAUUCCAGUUGUGUACUUCCGUGACAAAGGUGCAUGUGCAUGAGUAUAUUUUCCAGCCACAUAUUUUUGUAUUUUAUAGCCCGAUGCUCGAACUCCUUCCUGGUUUUUUGUGAAUGUCGCAAAAGCAUAUAUACUUCGAUUUACUGGCUUAUAUCUGUUGUAGAAACUACCGAAAAGUGAAAAAUGCGAUUGUUGGUUGGUAAAAUGAUCGUGGAGAAAUGAAGGUUUUGAAGGCAAGUAAUAAACAGGAAGACCAAAAGUCCUGAAUAAAUUAAAGCAGCUAAAAUAGUUUUAAAGAAGGCUAGAUACAAAAGAGGAGACUCGACGAGGAAGCUCUCAAGCAAGCCAAGUCCAGAAAGGGUCAUGAAAGGAGAAUGUUUAGAAUUUAUAGAGGCCCCUGAGAAUGGAAAAAAAAACCCUAUGCUUUAAGCCUGCCAAGUAACGCCCAGCUCUCUUCAAAUUUGUAAAGAAGUACAAAAGCCUUAUUGUUGUGAAAGGGGGCCGGGAUGAUUAUCAUUUUUGGAUGAAUGCCCAAAAUAUAUAUUUUUAGCUGCCUUGAAUUACUAAACAAAUAUUGUUUGGGGGCUGAUCUGGCUCCUGCGCACCUGGCAGGUGAUGAAAAAGCUCAAAAUGGCAACGGCUACAGAAUGUGAUAAAAAACAAAACAAAACAAAAAGGGCAUUCUAGUUACUGAAAUUCUGAAUACAUGUACUCGAUAGAGAAAUAAACAUGCUCUAGAAAAUUCAUGUAAAAAUAAAGUUUUGAUCAAAAGUUAUAGUGAAUGAAAUUAGAGGAACGAACUUUUGGGACACUCGAUCUGUAAUUUAAGUGAUCGAUGACUUUUCUGUUCAAAUAUUUUUAUUUAAACUGGUUCACAUUUUUUCUCUGCAUGUUUCAAACUCAAAUCAUACAUUAAUAUUAAAAUAACAAAGGCCAAAAGACAAAUUUGUUUUUGGGGUUUUUCAAGUUUACAAUACUUUUUUUCUUUACAGACUUGACAGCAAAGAAUCAGCCACAGACAACCAGGAAGCCAGACAAGCAGAUACCAGGUACAUGUAACUAUCCUGUCAAUGAAAUUACACUAUAUCCAGGCGUUUUUCCAGAUUAAAUGAUUGAACACUGCAGGUUUCAGUAGAAAUAACACUAAUCUUUCAAUAUAGUUGUUUGUCCCAUCUAGAGCACAGUUUUGUCUUAUUAUUGUGAGAUUUGUCUUUGUCAAGGGACCAGUCUAUUUUUGCCUGGUAUUUUAUAACCCCUUUUUCAGAAAUUUGCUGAAAAAUGCUGUUGGAAGCUCAUUUUUUUAUCCAUUUUCUGAUCGCUAUCUGGCCUAAAAGAUUGGCCAAAAUUUUUUAAAAUGCUGUAAGUCCAACACUACGCUGCCUUUUGUUCCUUAUGCUAAAAUAAAAUUAAUGUAAGUGUUGUUUUGAAAAGAGACACAACCACCUCAACUUUCUGCUGUUGCUUUCUCUCCUCCCUACUUCUAUCACUUUCCCUGCCCCAUUUUUGCCUUAUCUUGGGGAUUUACUAGGCUUCUUUUAGGUGAGACAUGUUUUUGGGAAAACAUUUAGCACCAUCAAAUUAUUUUGAAGGAAGAGCAGAUGGGAAAUGAAACUUCUUGAAAACAUUCUUGUCUUUGUUUCAGCUGUGUUUGAAAUUAUUUCAAUAAUUUAGGAACUGUCUAAGGAAAUCCACAAAAUUGAAAAUGAUGUUGUGGUAUAGUCUCAGUCUGUCUGUCCACCCACCCACCCACCCAUCUACAGCUAGCUCUGACCUGCUCACCAUAUGAGUCACCCAUAGCUCAGUGGUUAGAGCAUCCUACCAGUUUCUGGAAGGUUGUGGGUUUGAUUCCAGUUAAGAUUUUGGAUUUUUUUUUCUGAGCAUUUCAUUGUUGUACCUAAUAUUUAUUUUUGGUAAUCAUUCAUCCACGUGCUGUUUUCUCUUAUUAAUUUUUGUAAAUUGACUCUGCCCCUCCUGGUAAGGGUUGCUAAUCAAGUGAAUCAACUACUAUUAAUUAUUGAAAAAAAAACUUCUUGGGAUUGACAAACGAUCCUUGUUAACAGGUGCUGCUGCUGUAUGCCUUGAGGAGUGCCAGAAACAGCUGCGAUCACUUUACGAAACCAGUAGCAAAGUCAAAAUCAUUCCAUGGGACCAGAACUCUGCUGUUGAUAUUGACAAGAUCUACACAGACUUGUCUUGGGUCAAGGAUUGCAGGACACCCAGUGGAGUAACACAAAAGGAACUUGACCACUACACUGAGAUUUUUGGCGCUCGUCCUGCGCUAAAGCGAAUUUUGGUUUAUGGACAGCCAGGUAAGUGAGUGAAUUCAGAGUAAGAAUUGUCUUAAUUUAAUUAACAGGAGAAAAAAGUAUUCUCUGCCCUCGCCCGCCUUUAUUACUUUACAUGCUCAACCAAAACCGCCAUGCUACUUAGGCUAGGGAAAAACAAGAAAACAGGAACCCAUUGUACUAAUGUUCUACUUGUAUAAUUAAUCCAGCGAUUUAUCAGCUGGUGCAUACAUGUUGCAGGUUUCUUGAGUUUUUUUGCUGACAUUAUGUACAAUCCAAGUGGGGUAAUUUUUUACCAUGCUGUCAAACCCAAUGAAAAGUUUGAUUUGUUGCUGUUUUAAAUAAAUUAAAAGUUUAAACAAAGUUUUUCUGUUAACCAGUCUGAUAAUAAACAAUGCAUGUAUUUAAUUGACUUUAGAGCAAUCAGAACAUACAAUGUAGACUCCAGUUAAUGUUGUGAUAAUGGUAAUAAUAUAUACACCUUAUUCGAUGGUUUAGCAUAUAAUAUACGUGCAGAUAUUUUGCAAGUUGCGUAGUAUUUUUCCGUGCCCCGCAGGGGCAAGGAAAAAUACGAGCAAUGAGCAAAAUGUCCGCUCGUAUUAUAUGCUAAACCAUCGAAUAAGAGGUUUAUUAUUCCACUACAAAAAAAAAUUAUCUGGCAAUUUGCUUCUAUUUUUUGGUAAGAGUAUUCAGAGACAUCCUGAUUCUGUCUGUGAGAAUGACGUUAACAAUUAGCAAAAUGUUCGCGCGUAUUAUAUGCCAAACCAUUGAAUGAGAGGUUAAUUAUUUUACUGCAAAAGAAAAAUGGUAUUUUGGCUUCUAUUUUCUAAUGAGAGUAUCCAAAACAUCCUGAUUCUGUCAGCCACAGUUGCUCCUUUUGCAUCCACCGGUAUUCGCCCGUUGUAAACCGGUUAAACCAGAACACUACGGUGUAUAAUUUACGGCCUCGUAUUUUGCUUGUUCUCUUGACCUUAUAUGGUAAAAUGACAUAAUAGUGAAAUAAUAAUGUGACUUAAUUAAUCUGAAAUUCAAGUUUAUUAAAUGUAUGCUAAAAGGAUAAAACUCAAAAAAAAUCUUCCAAGGAUAAAAUUGUACCAUAGCCUUCACAAUAGACUAAUGGUCACUGGCAGUUUGGCCCAGUUAGUUGAAAGCUGUACCGCAAACCUGGGCUGAGUUGCUCAAAGCGUGGUUAGCUUUAACAAUUGGUUAAGCAGUAUCAAAACCAAUACGUUGUAAAGGUAUUAAACGCUGGUUAACGCUAACCAUGCUUCGAGCAACUGGGCCCUGGGGUUAAAUUUUAACCCGGGUUUCUUUUUCUUUUUAACAAAAGCAUUCUCUUGGAUAAUUUUCUCUUUUCUUUUUAGAGUAUCGAAUCAUAAAAUAUAGACAAUUAAGAGUGAAACUGAAUUUGCUUUUUAAGCUUUCACCCAGGUUUGAACAACCUGGCCCUAAUAAUAAUAAUAAUAUAAUAACAAUAUCCUGAGUACAAGGUCAAUCAGUAUAACCAGAAACUCAUAAGGGGUUGAAUCAACCUCUUCUGAGUUUCUGGUAUAACAUCAUCAUGGAUGUCCUUGGAGGCUGUUCGAAAGAGGUUGAGCAAAAUAUAAAAGAGCUUAAUUGUAGGAGGCAAUCCUGUCUAGUUCAUUACACAUUGCUAGAAAGUUCAAGAUGAAAAGUUAGAUAUCUAUAAGAAUUUUGGACACCUUUUUUAACAGAUGCUUAAUCUUGAACAUUAUCGAAAUUUUAUUGACAUACCUUAGACGUUCUCAUAGUUCAAUGGAAAAAUUAAACCGUAAAAUUCCGAAAAUAAGCCACUCCAUGUAUAAGCCCCUCCAAAUAAAAGCCGGCCCCCAAAAUUGUAAUGCAAAAAUCCCUCCGUUAAAUCGCCCCUCCGGAAAUAAGCACCCCGGGGAGCUUGUACUUGGAAUUUGCCCUCGAAUACAAAGCAAAACAAAGCAAAAAAGGUAAAUUUCCAUCCCACUACAAGCUAGCCCAAUCGAUUCUGAAAUGCAAAUUUCCCUCCGUACAUAAGCCCCUCCGAAUAUAAGCCCCUCAAAAAGGCCCUUUGAAAAAUGUAAUCCCCGGGGCUUAUUUUCAGAAUUUUAUGGUUAUGAGCGAUGGUUUUUAACUUAUGAAUAUUUUUACUUUAUAAUUAAGAUGUCCAUGAAGCUUGUAGGAUUUAUUUAUUUAUUUAUUUAUUUAUGACAUUUUUAUGAAAUCAUUUUUAGCCGGGAUUUUUUUUGGCGCAAAUUAUUGUAAUUGUUACUACAAAUUUGAGUUGAUGCUGCGCCUGGUUAUGGUUUGCCGCCCAGCCAAAGCUUUUAGUUUUUACUCUGGGCAUCCAGACGUUUGUACUGCCACAAUAAUAAUAACUUCAUUCUAGUGUCAAUGUAUUAAGCUUAACAGUUAGCUAAUUGGAGACACUUUUUUAAGUGCUGGCACUAAUCUAUUAGAUAAUUUUUAAGACUAGUCUGUGUAUGAAGGAUUCAUUUCCAUUGUCUUUUUCACGAAUAAUUUUGAAUAUGUCAAUGAGAUCAAAGCUAAGAAUUUCAAAAUGUCUCCUUUGAGGCAGGGAAACUUCUUUUCGGCAUAACUUUAGAGGCAAAUGCCACCCAUAUGUUGUUCACUCUGCAUUGGUUUAAAAAGUUUAAACAUAAUUCCGUAAAAAAUAAAAUAAAAUAAAAUAAAUUCUCCUAAAGUUUUAUGACAAUUAUAAAUUCACAUUUCAAUAUUUUAGAUUCCAGUUCACGUCACUUCACAUGAUAAAAGUAAACUGACAAAUCUGUUGAAGACGUAUUGACAGUUUGUUGUUAUUGUCACCUAGGUAUCGGCAAGACUGUUUUCACGAAGAAAGCAACUUUUGACUGGUCCCAGCAGAGAUAUUCAGAAACAUUAGGAGCAUUUGAUCUUGUCCUUCUGGUGAGAUUACGUGAUGUUAGUAAUCUCCAAGAUGUUCCUUCCAUUCUGAGGGCUUCUGAAGUGCUGGAUAGUAAUGGUGCAAUUUCCGUACACAAGCUGUAUGAUUACAUUUGUCUCCAUCAGGAAAAAGUCUUGCUUAUCUUGGACGGCUACGAUGAAUAUGUUAACAGUUCAGAAAACGAGUCGCCUGUUUUCAAAAUCUGGAAAAAAAGCCAAUUAAGAGGUUGUUGUGUUGUAAUCACUUCAAGGGAAAUGAAAGCUGAGACGUUGACAAAGUUUAGUGAUGCUCAAUUCAAAAUUGACGGCUUUAAUUAUCAGCGCCAAGAAGAGUUCGCCCGUAGAUUUUUGAAAGAUGAUAAAGAUAUUGAAGAUUUUUUUAUGUACUUAUUGCAGCACAACGUAAGUGGACUAGCACAAAUUCCCCUUCUUCUCGUAAUGCUGUGCUUGCUCUGGACGGAAACAGCACGUGAAGAACUACCAAAGGAACGCGCAGACAUCUUCGCCCAGUUCAUGACGACCAUGUUUGAUCACAUGUGUGAAAGACAGUCUGUUGAAGAAUCGGUUUCUGCCAAAGAUUACUCCGAUGAAUUAUACGCAUUAGGACGCUUGGCCUUUGAAGCCCUUUUGCAAGGCCAGCUUUAUUUCCCUGUUAGUCAGUUACCUGCUGGCUACAGUUUGAUCGAGAGGCUGAUUGAAGUCGGCCUUUUUCAGGUUUUAAAUAUGGCGAGUUUGAAUCGUGAACAAGGCUUGUACUUUAUUCACAAAUCCGUUCAAGAAUACUUGGCUGGGAAUUUCCUGAAAGAAGAGCUGACAUCUGAAAAGGCUGAAAGCACAAAUUCCCUUUUAAAGUUGGACUCAGUUGAAAAGAUCCAAGAGAUGAUUGAGGUUUUAAAAUUUGCUGUUCAGUUGUCAGAAGAAGCCGCGCGCGACAUUCUGAUUCAACUUGGAAUGGCGGCGAAGAAAGAAGAUCUGACAGAGUUUCGCUUCGACAACGAAACACCGUCAGAGAAUGACUUGUCAGAAGAACAAACACAUUUUAUUAAUCUUUGUAAUCAGUUAUUUUUCUACUGCUCAGCUGAGACAAGAAAAAAACUCUUUCCUACAUUUCUUUCCUCUUUAGGAGGAGUUUUUGUAAUUAAUGAAGAGCAGCUAAAUGUUAUCGUAGAGGAAAAAUUAGUUCAAACUACCGAAAAAACACCCAACUACGUUUUUUUUAAUUAUAACGAGUAUACAGAGCAGGACUAUAGUAAUUUUAUAAUUUUAUUACAACAAUUAAACGCAGUUAUUGUUAGCUCUGCAGGAGAAAAGAAAACAUCAGAAAUUUUAAGGAACUCAACAUGGCGUGAGAUUACUGAAUUUUUUUUAAAGAAAGAAGAAAACAACACUCACCUUUAUUUAGCUAAAAUUGUUACACUUAACAGUGAAAUUAGAGGCAUUCCUUUUCCUUGUGAUAUAAUAAAGGCGCUUAUUAGUAAACAAGAGACAACAAAGAAGACAAACAUGAAUGGUGAUGAGUCAAGUGAAGAGAGCAGCAGCAGCUGUUGUUCAAAGCGUCAUGGUCUCUCCAGGGUUCGGAGGAUUGAAGCUUGGAAUGUGAACAGGUCAGAAGUGGAACUGAUGAGUCAGAUGAUGCUGUUUAUGCCCGCUCCACACAAGAUAUGCGUUCAGGGUAAACCCGGUGAAGUGUUCGAUGCUGAGGUAGCAGAGUCUCUGCUGAGGAGCAUCCAAGUAACACACAAACUGAAGAUACUAACACUCGAGCAUAUCAAUGUAACAUCAUCACCUGCUGUGGAGUUGUUCAUCAACAAUGUAUUUAAAAAAGCACCAAACUUGGAGGGGCUCAACAUGUCAUUCAAUCCUCUUCCGGGUGCAGGAGUAGACAGUUUGAUUAAACAUCUCAGCUGCGCUCCUCACCUGAAGGAACUGGUGCUUUACAGAGUGAAGAUGACUCCACAGCAGGUGAUGGAUCUGACAUCAGCCAUCAAGCAGCACAGCAACAUCACUUCACUGUGGUCAGACUACCACGUAAGUUUUCCAAUUUUA